Molecule: messenger RNA, 963 nt
Organism: Miscanthus lutarioriparius
Lineage: Eukaryota; Viridiplantae; Streptophyta; Magnoliopsida; Poales; Poaceae
Source: the annotation of a GenBank genome assembly
AUGGAGGACACCCCUGAUACAAAGAAGAAGAGAUUUCAAGGUCCGUGUCACAAAGAAUCUACUCCCAAAGAAGGAAAUGAAGACGGUGUUGACCAUAUAAGCGGCCUUCCCAACGACAUCCUAGGUGAUAUUAUCUCCCUCCUUCCUACCAUGGAUGGUGCAUGUACAAAGUGUCUAUCUUCUACGUGGAGCCAGCUUUGGUUCACCGCCCCACUUAAUUUUGACUAUUGUGACCUCCAAGAUCCCAACGAUGAUAAAGACCUUUCCCCCACCCUUAAUGGGCUACAAGAUCUUGAGUUCCACAUCCCAGAAGUUGACUUUACAUUGUCAUUAUAUCCCCCACCAUCAGCAUCCAUCUUUCGCUUCUCAUCCACACUCCGUAUUGUCUCCUUUGGUGGAUGCCGCCUCCCAGAUAUCAUGGUCAAUAAGCUCCAAUUCCCCAACUUCCAGCAGCUUGCACUCUUUGAUGCUAUUAUCUCCGAGGAGACCCUGCAUGCCAUGCUUGAUAGUUGCCCCGCACUCGAGAUCUUGCUGAUGAAAUACCAUGAAGGGGAGCUCAUUAUUGAGGAUGCCCCAUUACUUGAGAGGUUUAUCAUUUUUGAGCGAUAUAGUAGGUUGCACAUAUCGGUGGUCUCAGCACCAAAGCUGGAAACCCUUGGCUGUAUUUUUGAGAAUAAUAACAAGACAAAGCUCACUCUUGGAUCUAUGACUUUUCUGGAGAAGCUGUACAUCCAGCUGGGCACAACAGAACAAUUAGAAUUUGUGACAUUCUUUGUGGAGAAUGCAAGAAUGCUUGAGUCUAUGAGUUUUUGGUCCCAAGUUGUUUCUACCUGUGACAAGAAGCUGGAUAAGAAGGCAGCAGAGACAGCUCAAGCUGGACAAGAGGCCUUCCAGAGGUCCUACAUUUACUUUCAUAGAGAAUCAAUGCCACCACAAUAUGAUACAUGUUUUAUGGGCCAGUGA